Molecule: messenger RNA, 555 nt
Organism: Anastrepha ludens (Mexican fruit fly)
Lineage: Eukaryota; Metazoa; Arthropoda; Insecta; Diptera; Tephritidae
Exons: 2
Coding region: 1-555 (184 amino acids)
Source: RefSeq, a predicted model, not a curated record
AUGUCACUUUGUGUGGGUGGCAGUAAAUGCCGCCUUAGCAACAGCACAUCUGAAGUUUUCCUUACUGUUGUUUUUGCCAAUAUUUUCUUGCCGCUCGAUUGCUUGCCGGCUGUAAAUGGUAUUGGCAAUGGUAAUGAUUAUGAUAAUGACAAUUGUAAUUAUCAUAGUACUGAGAAUACGAAAGACAUUACUAGCACAUAUGAUAAUGGAAAUGGUAAUGGUAAUCAUAUUAGUAGUGUUAAUGGUAUUAAUAUUGACAAUAGUAUUGACAUUGUUGGUAAUGGUAUUGGCAUUGCCAAUGAUAAUGCUAUUGGAAAUGGUAUCAGCAAGGAUAAUGGUAAUAGAAAUUGUAAUUGUAAUAGUCAUGGUAGUACAAAAGAUGUUAGGAUUAGAAAUAAUUAUGGUAUUGGGGAUGGCAACACGAAUGUUAAUGGCAAUGGAAUUGAGGCUGAUAAUGCAAAUGGUAAUGUUAAUUGGAACUCUAGUACUAAUGUCAAUGGUAUUGGUAAUGGUAUUGGCAUUGUUUGCGCAACAAUGCUAUCGAUACCAUGGUAA